GUAAAUUGACGGCCGUCUGACCGUAUUUAUGAUUUUUAACAAAAAAGACGACAUUCCAUGUCAUGCAAAAUUUCCGAGGCGCGGCAAUUGCAGCAGAUAAAACCCUACGAAUCAAACUAAGCUCCAAAAUGAAAUUCUCUGAUUUGUGAAAAAAUUGUACGUCUUACCGAGUAUCAAUGGAGAACUCAUUGGUUUUCAGCAAGCUUGUGAGCCAUCUUCGUUCUGUUUCCAGAUACUAUACAGGUUAUCCAAGGGAUAUUGGACCCUCACAAGUAAUUGAAUUCAAGUCUGAGCGUCAGUUUGUGCAACUUCUCCAUGAAGGAUAUCCUGUUGUUGUGGCCUUUACAAUAAGAUGUUCAUAUACGGAGCACCUUGAUCGAAUGCUGGAUGCAGCUGCAGCAGAAUAUUAUCCCCAUAUAAAAUUUAUGCGCGUUGAAUGCCCAAAGUAUCCAGGAUUUUGUAUAGCUCGUCAAAGAAAGGAUUACCCCUUUAUAGAGAUAUUUCACAGCCCAAUGCAGGCAGAUAAACAAGGAAAGAUCAUAGACGCUGCUCCAGUCACAAAAUACACUGUUAAAGUUUUGCCGGUGUCAAGUUUACAAAAGCUAUGAUGCCAGAAUGUUUGUUACUUAUUCUACACUACAAUGUUCAACUAUGAUGUGAGUCCCUAUGGAUUUAGAGAGUUUUUCAAGCGCCAUGGCAUAUCAUCUCAAAUGCCUGUGCAAGAAGAUGCUCAAUAGCUUAUCCUGCAGCAAUGUUUAAAAGCCAUAGGAACUAACAUCCUUUGUUAAUGGUGUGGCUCUCCAUGGCUUGUUACUAUUUGUUAUUUGUUUAAAAGUAGAUAUUUUGAGAAGGUGAGUGUUGUUCAAAUGAUUUUUUCUAUUAGCCUAGGAGAGUUUAUUGGUUGCAAAUUUGCAAUGCUAACACAAUUAUUUGUGUACUGGCAACAAUUUUAAUUGUACAGUUGAAUUUUCUACAAAUUGAUCGAAAUUAGAUUAUUUUUCAUAAGCU
This is a messenger RNA of Cryptomeria japonica (Japanese cedar), 1008 nucleotides long. RefSeq lists its product as uncharacterized. NCBI's taxonomy places the organism in Eukaryota, Viridiplantae, Streptophyta, Pinopsida, Cupressales, Cupressaceae. The record is from RefSeq and is a predicted model, not a curated record. Bases 177 to 608 code for a protein of 143 amino acids. The transcript has 7 exons.